AUGGUCCGCUCCUUAGAAGAUUACUUUUCUGUCCAGGUGUUCUUUAUCGUUCUUCGUGAGACGAUCGAGCUGGCGAUCAUCAUCUCGGUGCUUUUAGCAUUCGUCCACAAAAGUCUCCUGCAAGAUCCCAAGGCGCUGUCGCAAGACAAUCCUACCGAUUCGGAAGUCGAAAAUAGCUCUCAGGGAAGCGAGCUUGCGAACGCUCCGAAUGAGAAACUUUUAUCGUCUUUCAAAUGGCAAAUCUGGGUCGGAGGCCUCUGUGGGUUCCUCGGAUGUUUGCUUGUUGGUGCUGUCAUUCUUGUUGCAUUCUACACCAUUGGCGCUGACUUGUGGUCGAGCACUGAGCAUUAUUGGGAAGCAACAUUCUCGAUCAUUGCCUCUGUGAUUAUCUCUGCCAUGGGUGUGAAGAUCCUCCGAGUGAAUAGAAUGCAACAGAAAUGGCACCACAAAUUGGGGUCGAUCAUCAACAAUGAUAGCCGUUUCAUGGAGGCUGCAAAAGCUACAGCCUCGUGGUCAGAGAAAAACUCCAUGUUCAUCUUGCCAUUUGUCACCACUUUGCGUGAGGGUUUGGAGGCAAUUGUUUUCGUCGGUGGAAUCGGUAUCAACGAAAACACCACUGUUGCAUCGAUUGUCAACUCAGCGAUUCUCGCCAUCAUCAUUGGCACCAUUGUCGGUGUGGUGUUGUACCGGUCUGGUAACACGCUCUCUCUUCAGUGGUUUUUGAUAGUUUCGACAUGUUUCCUCUACCUUGUUGCCGCUGGUUUGUUCUCCAAAGGUAUCUGGCAGUUUGAGCUUCAACGGUUCAUUGAUAAGUGUGGAGGCAUGGAUGUGAGUGAGACAGGCCACGGGCCCGGCUCAUACGAUAUUGCCAAUAGUGUAUGGCACGUCAACUGUUGCAACGGCGAGAUGCCGGAAGAUGGAGUGCAGUGGAUGUUGUUCACGGCAAUCUUUGGCUGGACAAACUCAGCGACAUACGGCUCGGUGAUCGGCUACCUUGUCUAUUGGGCUGCUGUGAUACUGAUGUUCUGGAGCUUGCUCUACGAGGAGAAACACGGCUAUUUGCCGCUCGUGCCAAUCAAAUGGCAACGCAACAGAAUCAGAAAGAGGCUCCAUUUCACCGUGCCGCAACAGAGUCGCCAGAGCCAGGAGUCUGUGAGUUCCACUACCCCCUUACAAGUAGCAUAA
Candidozyma auris is the source of this 1185-nucleotide messenger RNA. RefSeq names its product Fth1p (gene FTH1). The coding region runs from base 1 to 1185 and encodes 394 amino acids. Lineage: Eukaryota; Fungi; Ascomycota; Pichiomycetes; Serinales; Metschnikowiaceae. The record is from RefSeq and is a predicted model, not a curated record. Gene Ontology annotation, cellular component: fungal-type vacuole membrane; plasma membrane; high-affinity iron permease complex. Gene Ontology annotation, biological process: iron ion transmembrane transport. The transcript has a single exon. Gene Ontology annotation, molecular function: ferrous iron transmembrane transporter activity.